UUGCCAGAAAAAACGACUCACAUCAGCUUAAUAUAGAAUUGAAGAAAUUGCAUUGAAACCACCAAAUAAGGGAAAAUCUUCUGGCUAUCCGUUGACUUGCAACUUCUACAUCCAAUAAUUAUCUGCCACGUAGCUCUUAUGCAUAUGUAAAAAAGAAAUAGACAAGAAAAAAAAGAGCCUUUGUGAUCGAACAAAGAGGACAACAUUUGAGAUUUCUUUCUUACGUGACCUCUCUCUUAAACAAAACAAGAAACAAGAUAACAACACGAGUAUAGUUUGAGACAAAAAAAAAAGCAUUUUGAUUUGAAGAUAAUAAGAAAUUUACAAGUUUUCUUAACCAGAAACUCAUAGCUCUUGCACAUCUAUAUGAAUCUGUUUCUUUGUUAAAUAGGGUUUUAUCUACUCCACAAACAUGUAUGCAGCUGCAAGUUGAAUGACCUCACCAAUGAAGGGUCUAUUAAAAGGGUUGAGGUACAUUGCUCGUAUCUUCGGUGAGUUUAUUCAUUCUCGAAACAAACUCACAUAUGUCUAUACAAUUACCAAAAAUCAGAUUCUUAUAUGUUAUAAAAAAAAUGUUGUAGAGGAUGAGAAGGAACCAGAGAUGCAGAUUGGAAUACCGACCGAUGUAAAACAUGUUGCUCAUAUAGGAUGGGAAGGGCCCUCUGCUACAACCCCAAGCUGGAUGCAUGAUUUCAAGUCUCAAGAUCGCACGAAGACUGAGACAAAGGGAAGCUCUAACAAGAAACCUGGGAGUUCCGGGGAGAAGCAUAGGAACAAGGGAAGGCGUAAAACAUCCACAGGAAACAACUCACCAGCAGAAUCUCCAUCAAGGGUAGGAGGAUCAGUGAGGCAAUCAAGACGCAGCACGGGCAAACAGAGAGAACAGAACACGGGUUCGGGGUCAGAGUCAGGGUCAGGGUUAGAGUUACCUCAACAGACUGAACAGUCUGUUGGACCAAAACACUCAAGACAGAAAAAAUCAAAAGGAUCAGCAGCAGGAGGAGGAGGAGGAGGAGGCGAACCUCCUCCAGCUAUUGAACAUGUAAAGACGAAAGAAACAGAUAUAUCCGUGAGAGCGGUAUACCCUUGUGCGGGUCUUGGAAGUUCUACAGGAAGAUGAAAGAUGAGGAAAAAAAAAAGAAGAGAGUGUUAUAUAAUCAAGAUUAGACUAGAGUGGUGGUGGUGUUGGUUUUGCUUUUGUUCUCAUGAUUGAUCUACACACUUUUGUCUUUUCUCUCCCUUUUGUUGGAAAUGCCUUUGCAUUACAAGACCAAUGAUUUUAUAUCGCGUCGAGAAAAGAGGAACCCUUUGAUGAUUGUGAACCAGGGAUGUGAAAUAUAUGCUUGCUUAACACUC
Molecule: messenger RNA, 1356 nt
Organism: Arabidopsis lyrata subsp. lyrata
Lineage: Eukaryota; Viridiplantae; Streptophyta; Magnoliopsida; Brassicales; Brassicaceae
Product: CRIB domain-containing protein RIC5
Exons: 4
Coding region: 434-1120 (228 amino acids)
Source: RefSeq, a predicted model, not a curated record